AUGAAUCAAAAAAAAAAAAUUAUAGGAAUGUAAAAUAAACAUUAUCAACCUGCUUUACACAUUUUGGAGGUUGAUUUUUAAUAAAAUCUAUCACAGGAAGGUAUUAUUCAUAGAAGAUGAUUUACCAAGUUAUAAUAAUAAAAGCUUAAGAGGGCAUUCAUUUAUUAUAACUUUCAAAACAUCUUCUCCUUAAGAAAUCAGUUAAGGAAGCAUAUUUGUUAUCAACAAAAUGGUUAAAAACCUGGAAAAUACAUGUUGGAUAUGAUGCUAUUUUGAAAGGUGAAUAGCCUGGAGGUAAGGGAUAUGGAAGACAAUAACUUUGGGAGAUUAAUAAUGAUAUAAUAGAGAACAAAGAAUUAUUUCAUGCUGCACCAGAAUUAUAUGAUUAUUUAGAAACUCCUUUGAAUGAUGUGUAACCUUUUAAAGAUUAUAUUCUCAUUACGUUAGAAGCUUGGAAAUUCUAUUAUUAAAAAUACACAGGUACAGCAAUAAGGAGAAUAGCAAAUGAGUAAGGAGAGUUCUAAUUGAAGAUUAUAAGUGUAAUUAUUAAUUUAUAUAUAAGCCUAAUGUAAUUUUUAUGACUUAAGAGAUAUUGAAUGAGAUUUAUUCACUUAAUUAAAAUUUAUCAAUUAAUUCUCUUGAUUUGUUGAAAAUGAGAAAAGUUUAAAUUUUUAGUGAUUGGAAAUUUGGAGAAUUAGAGACAUUUUGUUAAUAAAUAAUGUAGAGUAAAGAUAUACAAAUUUGGUUAAUGAAUCCUUUUUAUGAAUAAAAUUAGAUUAAAUUAUAAUUGAUAAAGACAAUUCAUUAAAAUAACAAUAUUUUGUUGGGUGAAUAAUUAGUAAAAGCAGAAUAUUAGGAAUUUUAAUUAUCACAGUUUAUAAAAAAUCAUUUUAUUUUAGUAGUAUUUUAAAAUAAUGUUUAAUUAUCUUAAUUGAAUGUUUAAAUUGAAUUAAAUUAAAAUGGAUGUUGUUUUACAUGUGGAUAAAAGACUUUCUUGAAUUAUUAAUGUUUUUGCAAAAAAGUAUUUUAUUGUAGUGAAAUUUGUAAAUAUAAAGAUUAAGAAUUUCAUUCAAGAUAAUGCACAAAAGCAUAUGAUUCAUAAGAUGAUGAAGAUUUUGAUGCAAUCAAUUAUGAAACUAUUUCUAAUAAAUAAGGAGUAGGAUUAAUUAAUUUGGGUAAUACUUCUUAUAUGAAUUCAUCUUUAUAAAGUAUCUUUAGUUCAACACAUUUUUAAGAAUUUUUUUCAAAUAAAUAAUAUUGGACUUAAAAUACUAUUAAAAGAAAUAUUCCAUUAAAUUACAAAUUAGAAAAACUUUUAAAAAAUCUAUUAAGUCAAAAUGAAGCAGUUUCACCAUUUCGUUUCAGAUAGCAAUUAGUUAAAAAAUAUCCAUUUGUAAAAAUUAAUAAUCAUAAAUUAGUUUGGUAAUGAUUUCUAAUAAGAUGCUGCAGAAUUUAUAUUAUAUCUUUUUGAUACAUUAAAUGAAGAAUUGAUAUAAAAUGAUGAUAAAUAGAAACUAAAAUCUUAAUAAUAAUUAGAAUUUGGAGAUGGUAAUUAAUUAGAUUUUAAAUUAGUAAAUACUUAUAAUGAUGAUGAAAGUAGAGAAGAAAAUGGAAAUUAAAAAACACAAUGGAUAAAAUUCCAUAAAAAAAUACAAUAAAAUGUAAAUUAAAUUCUUAACUUUAGUAAAUUAAUAGUGAUAAUUAUGAAUAGGCUGUUGAAUAAAUAUAAAAAACAAAUAGUUAACUCAUUCUUAAGAAUUACUUAGGAAUUACUAAAUCUGAAAUUGAAUGUCCAAUCUGUCAAUAAAAAACAUAAAGUUAUGAAUCCUUUUAUAUAUUACCACUCGUUUUAAAUGCUACAACUUCUUAAUCAUAAAAUUAAAUAGAUGUAUUUGUUAUAUCAAAUGAUUGGUAUCAACCAUAUAAAAAAAUUGUUUAUGAAUAUCUACCAAAUUCAACUUUGUUAUUAGAAGUGAAAAGAGAUAUAGGAGAAUAGUUAGGCAUUGAACCAACAACUUUAUUAGGAGCAUUUUGUCUUAAUAACAAAAUAGAUAUGUAUUUAUUUCAUGAUGAGGAUCUUCUUGAGAAAAUCCUUUAUUAUAAUUAAAAUAGUUAUUUUUGUUUAUUUUAAUUAGAUCAGAGCAUUUAUUCAAUAACUGAUGAAGAUUAAUAUUUUGAUGUGAUGAUCUAUUCAAAUGAAAAAAGUAAUGCUUUCUCCAAUCAAUGUUAAAACAUAAGUGCAACCAUUCCAAAGAUUUUAAUAAUCAAGAAAUAAUUUACUGCAACUCAAAUAUAUCAAUUAAUUUGGAAAAAACUUGGACAAUAUUCCAAAUCUGAAUAAUUAAUAGAUAUCUAAAUAGAUAAACCUUAAUUAGAAAAUCUAUUAAAUUAAUAACAACUCUAAGAAAUUUUGAAUUAUUAGAUUUUCAUUCAAACUAGAUUACCAUCUAAAACAUUUUGUCCAUUUACAUGUGGCUAAUCAUUUAACAAAGAUUAAAAAUCUCAUUAUUGUUAAUUACCUUACAAUAAUUCAACUACUUUAAAAGAUUAUUUGCAUAAAAUAAAUUAUGCCAAUGCCAAUACUUCAAUAUCAAUAGAAUUUAUAGAAAAUGCCAUACCAAAGUCUUUAAAAAUAGAAUUUGAACCUUAAACAAAUUAUCGUCAAUAAGAUGAAUGUAUAAUUAUAUAUAGAUUAAAUAGCAUUAAAUUUAAUAAAUUUGAUUAACAAUUUCUAAUCUAUUGAACCUUUAGUAGAUGAAAAUGCUUAUCAUUGUACCAUUUGUAAUGAUUUAACUUUCGCUAUAAAAACAAUGAGUUUGAAAAAACUUCCAGAUUAAUUGAUUAUUCAACUUAAAAGAUUUUAAUAUGAUGAACUUUGGGGAUUCUAAAAAAACAAUAUUUUAGUAACAUACUAAGAAACUAUAAUGAUAAAUUAAAUAGACUAUGAAUUAUAUGGUGUUGUAUAACAUUUUGAAGGAUUAGAAAAUGGUCACUAUAAAGCAUAUGGAAAAAGAUAAAAGAAAUGGAUAGAAUUUAAUGAUUAAUCAACAAAAGAAGUAUAAAUAAAUGAUGUAAUAAAUGAUAAGAAUGCUUACAUAUUAUUUUAUUAGUAAAAAUGA
Messenger RNA from Paramecium primaurelia, 3119 nucleotides. The record is from the annotation of a GenBank genome assembly. NCBI's taxonomy places the organism in Eukaryota, Ciliophora, Oligohymenophorea, Peniculida, Parameciidae.